UUCAUUUGAAUGCAAAUGCAUUUGGGGGCCAGGCAGUUAUCUCUGACAUCAGACAGGGCCUUAGUAAACUGUUACUGCCAGCACCUGGUCACACCAUUGUUAGUCAUUAGUAGCAAUGAGACUCCACAGCUAGCAGGGGUCAUUUAUGGAUAGACUGAAGGAGUGAAGCAAGAAGCAAGGGUCAUUUUAAGAGGACUAUACAGCUAAUGAUGACCACGUAGGAACUGAUACAACUAUGAACGUCGCAUAUCCUGGGAGUAAAUCCGGUAACAUGUACCCACUUUCUGUAAGGCCAACAAAUAACAACCAUGGAGGGCAGAAUUAUGUGUCCAGUCAGCCAUACUUUAACUAUGUGGCUUAUCAUCAUGUACCAACCAUGGAUAACCAAGUGCAGUCCUGUGGAGUCUGGGGAUCACAGUAUGGAUCACCUCGGGAAGACUGGAGCACUUACUCUGCUUCACCAUCCAGCGCAAAUACCAUACAGACCUCUGACUUAUCACCCAGCCAAUUUCCUUACAAUUCUCCUGGCUAUAAUUCUCCACAUCCUUCUGGACUUGGGAUUAUGCAUACAGCUGAAGGAAAUCAUACAGCUGCACACUCGCCCAGUGGUCAAAGUCAAAACUCUUAUGAAUGGAUGAGAAAAACAGCACAAUCUACAUCUACAGGUAAGACAAGGACGAAGGAAAAAUAUCGGGUUGUUUACACUGACCAUCAGAGACUGGAGCUUGAAAAAGAAUUUCAUUAUAGUAGAUAUAUUACUAUAAGAAGAAAAAGUGAACUUGCUGCUAAUUUAAGCCUUUCUGAAAGACAGGUAAAAAUUUGGUUCCAGAACCGAAGAGCGAAGGAGAGAAAGCUUUUCAAAAAGAAAAUGAAUCAGUUUGAUGGAUCCGGCUCUUUGCAGAGUGAUUCCAGUUCAGCCAGUCCCAAUCCACACUGUGACUCUAUGGUACAAGGGGAAAUGACAAGCUCUUCAUAUCAACCACGACAACUUGGACUCAAUGGCCUGCAUCCCGAUGACAUCAUACAUCAUGUUGUUGUGUAAAUGGGAAGCUUAAGCACAGCCAAUUACAACCAUGACUAACUAUAAGACAUUAAGGAUUUCCUUUGUUGACUUUUAAGACUGAAAACUGUUACUCUCUUUAACAGAGGUAGAAUUGAGCAGAAAUAGCAACUACGCAUCAAAAAAUGUCUUACCUGUCAUGCAAGAAGAUGCUAACAAAAUUGUUACAAUUCUCCUGAAUAAACUGAAGGAAGAAGACAAUGUUACAAUUUUUAUAACCUACCAAGGAGUUCCAAAGUCAAAUGACUGGUUUACUUUGGUGAACUAAGAACUAAUUUGUACAUCCUUUUAAAUGUUACAUAAAGCUACUCUUAUGCCUCGUACACACGAUCGGAUAUCUGAUGGAAUCUAAUC
This is a messenger RNA of Rana temporaria (common frog), 1414 nucleotides long. Its product is annotated as homeobox protein CHOX-CAD-like. Gene Ontology annotation, biological process: regulation of transcription by RNA polymerase II; cell differentiation; animal organ morphogenesis. Bases 236 to 1042 code for a protein of 268 amino acids. Gene Ontology annotation, cellular component: nucleus. NCBI's taxonomy places the organism in Eukaryota, Metazoa, Chordata, Amphibia, Anura, Ranidae. The record is from RefSeq and is a predicted model, not a curated record. The transcript is spliced from 3 exons. Gene Ontology annotation, molecular function: DNA-binding transcription factor activity, RNA polymerase II-specific; RNA polymerase II transcription regulatory region sequence-specific DNA binding.